UUCAAGUAUUUAUGCGACGCUGCAGCGGAGCGGAACUAAAGAAGAGUUUGUUUGUUUCCGCACGAACAAGUAAUCCCCGGCUUUUUUAUCAGACGCUACGUAAAGGAGAUGGCAGCUCUCCGAACGGCACUGCAUGCACGACUUGUUCGGACCUUUCCUUUCUCCUUCGGCUCGUUGCGGUACGCCAGCUCCUUCAAGGCAGCGGACCUCACCAUCGUGCGGAACCCGGAAUGCAAGCCGAAGCCCGACCCGUCCACGCUGCUGUUCGGCAAGCAGUUCUCCGACCACAUGUUGACCAUCGACUGGUCGGAGAGGGACGGCUGGGAGGCUCCGCAGAUCAAACCUUUCCAGAACCUGUCGCUGCACCCGGCCUGCUCCUCCCUGCAUUACUCCAUAGAGCUGUUUGACAAAGGGGAAAUGUUGGAGUGCAUUAAGAAGCUGGUAGAGGUCGACCAGGAGUGGGUCCCGUACUCCCAGAGCGCCAGCCUCUACAUCCGGCCCACCUUCAUCGGAACCGAGCCGUCUCUCGGCGUCUCUCGGCCCGGAAGAGCCAUGAUCUUCGUCAUCGUCGGCCCGGUCGGACCGUACUUCGCCACGGGGUCCUUCAACCCGGUGUCUCUGCUGGCAGACCCUUCGUACGUUCGAGCCUGGAAAGGAGGGGUUGGAGAGUACAAGAUGGGAGGGAACUACGGACCCACGAUAGCGGUUCAGAACGAGGCAUUGAAGCGAGGCUGCCAGCAGGUCCUCUGGCUGUACGGACAGGAGGAGGAGAUCACCGAGGUCGGAACCAUGAACCUCUUCAUCUACUGGACCAACACCAAAGGAGAGAGAGAGCUGAUAACUCCUCCUCUGGAUGGCAUUAUUCUCCCAGGAGUGACCCGGCAGUCCCUGUUGGACCUGAGCAGACUCUGGGGGGAGUUUAAAGUGACGGAGCGGACGAUGGGCAUGAAGGAGCUGCUGCAGGCUUUAGACGCUGGACGGGUUCUGGAGGUGUUUGGAGCGGGGACCGCCUGCGUGGUCUGUCCGGUCGGCAGCCUGCUUUAUAAAGGAAAGACAUAUCAGAUCCCCACCAUGCAGAACGGUCCAGACCUGGCCAAGAGGUUCUACAAAGACCUUACUGAUAUUCAGUACGGACGCACAGCGAGCGACUGGGCACCGCUGGUCGUUUAAACUCAUUUUUGCACGCCCCAAUCAAAUUGACGGUUCUGACCCGUGGUCCGAGUCCACGUGACCAGCAGCACACCGAUGCACUUCCUGCUUCUCUCGCCUCCCCGAGGAGACGGACGCCUCUCGCCCAUCAGUCUGCUUUUUAAACGUUUCCUCCUUUUCUCCUCUGAAAACUGGAAAGUGGUUGGUGGUUUCGAAUGUAUACUCCCAGAACACCAAAUGGAUCCGAACAGAACAUUAGAAAACACUUCAUCGUGAACCACUCCUUCCUCCUGCUGGAACAAAUGAGGUCCGAACACACAUCCUCUGGUGUUGUAGGUGAAUAUUUACAGAGCAGCUACACACUUGUUUCAAACAACGUGCACUAUAGCAGAUAAGAUGUAGUCCAAAUCGACCCGUAGAACCUUCAGCCGUCACACGUCUCGUUACUGUUGUCCUUGAAUGAUCCUGCAGUUCUCAUGUGGACCACGUCUCAAUGCUCGAGUUUGCACUGAUGUCAGGACAAAAAAAUAAAAACAAAGUUUUAUUUGUGAAACUAAAGAUGAGAAACGAACGCUGGCUCCUUCUCCUGCACUAGUUUGUGUGUUUAUAAAAACAUCACAAAUAGAUUGAGGCUUUUAAAUUAUUUUAUCUUUGUGUUGAUGUGAAAGUUGGACAGCUGUCUUCCAAAGUGUCACCAAAACCUUGCUGUUUUCCUCACUUUGUCCUUUUUUUAUCUUUUGUCUUUCAUUUGCCUCCGUCUUUGUGUGGAAACUCGACCUCUGAUGUGUUUGUUGCAGUUUGUGCACUCAAGGAUGUAGCUGGAUGCAGAAACCACUUUAGUUUUGUGAUUUUUAAAUGUUGCAUCUCUUUGGUUUUUACAAUAAACCUAAACUGAGUUA
Messenger RNA from Austrofundulus limnaeus, 2048 nucleotides. It is a transcript of the gene bcat2, whose product is annotated as branched chain amino-acid transaminase 2, mitochondrial. Gene Ontology annotation, molecular function: branched-chain-amino-acid:2-oxoglutarate transaminase activity. Lineage: Eukaryota; Metazoa; Chordata; Actinopteri; Cyprinodontiformes; Rivulidae. Gene Ontology annotation, biological process: L-leucine biosynthetic process; L-valine biosynthetic process. Gene Ontology annotation, cellular component: mitochondrion. The record is from RefSeq and is a predicted model, not a curated record.